AUGGAAGGAUUUCAUCCAGACUGGCAAGGCUAUUUUAAGCCUUUAAUUGCCUUGGUAGCCCCAAAAAAUAUACAAGAACAUCUUUCGAGAAGUAUUUAUUCAUUUCGGCCAAAAUCAUGUUUUCCUUGUGAUAAAUACCUUGAAUUAAAAUGUAUGACAUAUUCAGAACUUCAUAAUCCAACGCAAAUACCAAGUGCAACUUCUCCAUCUAAAGCUUUAUUAAAAUCUCCGUAUUCUAUUUCAAAUUCAAAUUGUAUAUUAGGAAACCGAACUGGUAGUUAUCUUGGUGGAAUCGAUAUUUUGAAUAUGAAUUGGAUGAAUAAGGUUAGAUAUGAAACACCAGCUCUAUAUAUACUUUGCUUUGACUGGCAGAGAUAUCCAAUUAAUACAACAAACACCUCAAACUCUGAAACCGAAAAGAAUCAGCAAAUUAUUAAUGAACUUGAAAACGAUGCUCUCCAUAUAAUUAGAAAUAUUAUAUCAAUAUUAAAGAAGAGACAAUCUCCGCCAUCAGUUUUAAUUUUCGUGAUUCUACCAUCAGGUACUCCAGAUCCUCAAUCAUGUGUAACAUGUUUCAGAAGAAACCACUUUCCAGAAUUGCAGGCAAUAUUUGUAACUUGUGGAUUAAAGCACCAAAAACAAUUAAAUGUUAGAAUUGAGAGAUUAGCUGAAAUGGCUUAUGAAACAGCUCAAGCAUACUAUAGUGAGAAUGAGCGUAGAUGGAGAAAAUCUGCAAUCAAGGCACAGACAGCUGGUAUAACUGCCCCAAAUGAUUCGUUUAUUGGAAGUUUAUCCAUGAAAACUUCAUCUUCUGGACUAAGAUAUUCCGUUUCAAAUAGUAUACAAUCAAGUCUAUCUCCAAGAUUUGGUAGAAAUUCAUACUUUUCAACAAGUAACUCAAGUUCAAAUAGUGUGAACAAUCUCUUUAAAAAUGUAAGCUUGGGAGGUGGAAGUACUUUAUCUAGAUCAAAUAAAAAUAACUCUUUUGCUUCAAGUGCUUCUGGAAAUGGUUGUCAAACACUGACUCAGCUUCAAUCAAAAGUAUUAUUAAUAAGAUACUGCAUAAAGAGUGCUGUAAUGAAUGAAUUUUGUGGAAACUUUGUAUUAGCUACAAAACAAUAUAUUGCUGCUUGGGAUAAUAUUAUGAAUGAAACAAAUAUACCUUCUCAUCAAUUUGUGGUACUUUUUAAUAUAAUAAGUUUAAGGCUUUACCAUAUUUAUGUUAUAAAUGAUGAAAUCCAAAAAGCUAUGAGCCAUUUAAAGAUUCACUGUAGAACUCUCCGAGAAUUUGGAGUAAAUCAUCCAAAAUUUAUAUUUUUAUCAUCCUUAUGGCUUUCUCAAACACUCCAAAAAUUGGCUUCAAUACUUUUUUUUUAUAUUGUAAAUAAGAAUGAACACAAUCAUAGUCUUAAUCAAGAUCCAAAUACUAGAGAAUAUACAAAAUUAUGCCAUAAUAAUUAUCACCAAUACCCUGAUGGACUUGAAUUCUCAUCAAUUCCAUUAUCUAUAGGAAAUAAUCAUGAAAAGAUCAUUUCAAGAGCUUCAGAGACCUGCUCUGAGAGUUGUGCCUUUAAAUUGGAAAAUGAUAAUCUUGGUGAUAUUCUUUCCUCAAUUGCCAGAUCUAUUCAAAAUAUCGUUAUUAUUAAUAAGAAUAAUCAAUUUGAUGCAAACAAUGAAAAUGAAGUUAGUGGAAAAGAUCGUGGUGAAUUUACCGUUAUAAAUAACAAUUACCAUAAUAAUGAAGUAGUUGAUACAUUACUAAACAUUUCAAAACUUUAUAAAACUUCAGCAGAAUAUUCUCACCUUUCGAGAAGCCAGCUCAGUGAGUUUUGCAAUGAAUUUGAUACAGAAUUCUUCCAAAAUGAUUCAGAGAUCGGAGGGGAGAUUCUUCCUCCUCUUUCACUCGGGUGUUUUGAAGAGCUUUCUUCUCCUGAAAUAUUUUUUGAAUAUGAAAGAAAGGAGCUUACUCAAUACAAUUCAACAUUCAAUGAACUAGGUAAACUUAGCUCACUAUAUAUUGGCUCAGAUUCUUUUGAUAUUAACCAAAUUGAAGACAGAAGUAUUGCUUCAGAAGUUCUUGCUUCUUGUGAGAUUGUUAGAAGAAACAUUAAAUUACUUGUCAAUUCAAAAUCUCUAUUUUACAGGUCCAUUUCACUUUUUUAUAUUUCAGCAGUCAUUUACAGACAUUUUUAUCCAAGUAAUUUAAAUUUCAUUUCCCACCCAAAUAUUAACAUUCACGCAAAUAGUAGCGUGGAAACAUCACAAAAAAGUAUUAAUAAUAAUUUGCAAACAUGCAAUGCCUCUGUAAAUAAAUGCAAUUUGCCCGCACAUGCAGCUCAUGUGGACAAUGCAAGUCAGAGUGGAUGCAUGCAUGCCAGUGCAAAUUUGGCAGAGGUUUUGCCCGGUAUUCAGGGUCAGAAUAAAGUUGAGGCGGGUGUUGGAAAUUUUUUGGGGCCAAGUACGUCAUUAGUAAAUGGAAUUGGAACUGUAGGAAGCUUAUCAGGAGGAACUGGGGCUGGUUCUACCUCUGCAGUAAUUCCCCCCAAGGUUGGAGUUGGGCAGGUUUUGGGAUAUACAACUGACCGUUUCUUUCAGAUGAUUUCGUUUUCUUUUGCGGAUUGCCUAUUUGAGGAGAAUUAUAUCAACUGUUCAUUAAGUAUUUUUGAAGCAAUAUUUCAGUCUGUAAUACCAAAGCAUGUUUUUGCUGAAAUUAGUAGGUUAACUACAAUAGAUGAGCAACAAAGUAAGCUUUUUGGAAAGAAGAAGGCAACUUUGUGGGAAAUAGUUAAUCCUCAAAUGACUAAUACAUGCUUUCAGCUAACAAGUAGCUACUUUGACUCGAGCUUUUGGUUAUUUUUGAAGCGAGUUUCUGCCAAAAUACUUGAAUGCCUUUCAAUUCAAAAUUUAAAUAUGGAAGAAAGAAUGAAUAUGCCAAAAAUUAUUAUUUCUAAUGCAAAUUCUGAAAAUAAAAUAUUUCGAAGUAAUCCAAAUCUCUGUAAUAAUAAUAGUAAACAAGAUGACCAAUAUAUCUAUUCUGUAGUCUCAAGCUUCCUAGCUGUACUAAAACCAAAAAGAACGUGGAUACAAGGCCAAAAUCAAGCUACUCAAUGUAAACAGAAAACCAAUACUUCUAAUCACUGCUCAAUUAUGAUUCUUUCUUAUUUAAUUAUUUCAAACUCACUUGAAAAAGAAUCAGAAUCUACGCACAAACAAGAAAUUGAAAGCUUUUAUAACUGGGUUCAAGUAUUAUAUUACAAGGUAUUAAAUAGUGCUGUUACUAGUAAUACUGGGGGAGAUAACAUGAAUAAUACCAUUAAUUCUAAUAAUAUUUCGUCAGCAAAAUCUACUUCAAGUUUUACAGGUAAAGCCCAAGUAAAGAAUAUUCUAUUUACUCAUUUUCUUCAUAAUAACUAUUCAACUAUAUUACAAGACCAGUCAUUUCAUGAUAGAAUUACCAUAAUGAUUCAUCAUUUUCCAACUUUUCUAACUGUAUUUAUUAACUCCAAAGUGGAGGCGAGUCUUGUAAGUAAUAUUGGAAUAUUAGGAGUUAUUAUUGAUAAGUUUGAAAUUGUUGAAUUUGAAGAAGUUGGGAGCUUUAAUUCUCAAAUAUCACUACAUUGCAGAAUUAGACAUGUCAAUUACAUUCCUCAGAAUUAUGAAAAUAAUGAGCCCAGAAAAUUAUAUUAUCAGGAAUAUCGGCCUCCAAUUCUUAUUUUUGGCUUGUUUUUAUAUUUGCUUGUCUCGAAUUCAAGCCAAAGUAAUGAUUAUAUCAAGCUUGGAAUUCACGCAUUAAAGUAUUUCAACUACCAAAAAUCGAUCUCAAACUUGGCAGGGACCAAUAUAUAUAACUUUUCUUAUGUUCAAUUUUGUCUCAGAAGUCCACCAAUCUCUUAUUUUACAUGCACUGGAAGUUGGCUACGUCAUGCGAGAACCCUUAUAUAUAAUACUCCCAAGUUACAAAUUGUCCCAGGUGGGUUUUUAGAUUUAUCAACAAACACUAUAGCAAAUCCUGUUCCAAUUUUUAAAGUUCCCGUUGAUGAUUUACAACUCAUAUCAAAGUUUUGUCAGCCAUUUAACUCCCUUCCGAUUUUCCAUAAGCUUGUUACUAACAACGUGAUGUUCAAUGACAAGUUGUGUUUGAAGGUUAAUGAUGAUGGAAUUAGCCCUGAAAUUGAAAGUAUUAAGAAACUAUGUAAAGCUUGGUUAUUCUCUCCAUUUAAUGCUUUGGAUGUAUUUUUAUCUGAAUCUAAGCAAAGAGUAGAUACUAUUGAAUCUAUUAAGUAUAAUGCGAUUUCCAAUGAAAUUAGACCUUUACAAUUGAUUUUGAGAAUACCCAGAAACUUUUCAGAAAAAUUUAUGUUGGAUAUUUCUAUUAAUGUUGAAAAACUAAUCACUCAAGAUUCACAUCUUGAAAUUCCAAAAUCAGAAUUUGAAAAUCAUAAGGAGAAAAUCAUUCAAAAAGAAGAGGAUGUAGUUUCAAAGCUUGGAAUUCUACAAAUUCCAUUCAAUAAUAAAUGGAAAAUAGUAUUUAGCCAAAAUACUAUAUAUUCAGCUAAUGUUAAUAAUAAUAACAUCACCAUUAAUAGUAGUAUUAAUGGUAGUAGUAACUCAAACAGGAACUUAUAUCCUUAUUCUAAUACAGUUGGAAGAUUUAACAUUGAUGGAAAGCUUCUUACAAAAAGUAUUUUGUCCGAAAUCGAGACAAGUGAUGAAACAAGAACAGAAACAAGUAUUGGAAAUAUUCAUACAGAAAAUAGAAAUCUUAAUGAAUUUAAAAAAGUACACUCUUUAAUAAAAGGAGGAAAGAAAAUAGCAAAAAAAGAGGAUGAAACAGGAGAAGUUUUCAAUGAGAGUAUACAAUUUGUAAACUUUGACACUACUUUAGCUAAGGAGACUACAAAAUGUCCCUCAAAGAAGAGUUAUUCGGAGGUUGAAAACCCAUCUCCUAACUCAGGUUCAGGCUUGGGAUUGGAUUCAAACUCAACCUUAGAGUCACAAUUAACUUCUUCUUCUGAUUCUACCCGGUCUAUCUGCUAUUCAGAUGAAAAUUCAACCAGCUUUAUUGAUGAGAACAUUACUCCGUAUUUUAAGAUCUUGAAAAAUGGUCCAAAAAGUUAUGAACAAUUUGAAACAUUGCAAAGGGGAGAGAUAGAUAUUAUUGGUGAAGAAGAAUCGGACGAAGACUCUAUAUUCUAUACUUUAGACAACUCUUUGGGAGUACUUCUGUUCGUUCCUAUGUUUCUAAGUAUUAACAAGAGUGGAAAGUACAAAGUUUCAGCAAAUGUAAAAAUUCUGAAUAGAUUUCAGUUCUUUAAUAAUAAGGAUAUGGAAACCGAAAAAGAGACAGAAACAGAAACAGAAACAAAGAAAACUUUUGGUUUUUCCAGCAGCCUAAUAUUACAUGACUUGGAAUAUAGCAGGCCUUGGUAUGUUGGAGAGUGUAUCACUGUAAAUAGCAUGAUUCCAAAAAUGGAUUCAUUACAUGGAUCUGUUAACUAUGUAGAUAGGUAUGGAGGACAAUUGGAACACAGAAUUGUUCCUCUCUAUGAUAGUUCAAAAGGUAAUAGUCAGUUCUUUUUGUCAUUUGAGAUCACAAACCAACAAUUUAAAGAAAAGAUGGUCAUUGAAGACUUAAUAUUACCUUUUAAAUUUUCAAAUAUUGAUAAUUGGUACCCAAAAAUACUAAAUGGUAAUGAAUCCAAUACAAGUUUAAUUAAUAUAUCAAAAGAAGAUUUCGAAAAGUAUUAUAUUUCCAACAAGAAUGAAAAUCUAAAUACUCCAAAUGAAAUCAUUUCGAAUACAAAAUACCACCCAAAACUUAUAGUUUCUUUGGAGUAUAAACUUUCAUGCGAAAUUUCAAGUUUUAAUCAUGAUGAUGAAUUUUUACAGUUUUUAAUUUUUCCAUUCCAAAAAAUCUUUUCAUCAAAUUAUAUGGAUGAAUUUAAUGAAGAAAAGCAAAAAACAACAUAUCUAUCUUUAAAAUCAUUCCCAAUUAAGUAUGAACUUUUCUCAAGCCUUUAUAACUCUUUAAUCUCUCCAGUAAAGAGAUUUUAUCCAAUAACCUUGGAAACACACGUAAGACAAUUAAGUUACAUUGGUAACCCAUUUAUUUAUGAAGCAGUUAUUACUAAUCAUACAAAUCUUCCUCAACCUAUUAAAUACUCUCUAAUAUAUCCACCAAAACACCCAAAUAGUGAUCAGGAUUUAUCAAACCAAAUGAAUAGUAAUUGUGACUCCAAAAAUUUGUCAUUAUCUUCUGCUUUGAAAUACAAUAAUAAUCAUAAUCUUCCAGUAUGGUUACCUUUACUAAUUCAAGGUAUUACUUCCAGUAAUGUACUUCUUAGGCCAAAAUCCACAGAAAUUAUAAAAUGGAAUUGUAUCCCAACUCAAGCUGGAACUAUUCCUCUACCUUGUAUUUACAUUCAAUCAGAAAGAUCAAACAAACAAUUUAUUGAUUUUAAAAAUCAUGAAAAUAAUUCUUUCUCUUCCAAACAUUCAGUUCAACCUCAGCUUAUUUCUGUUUUAUAUACAUCAGAAAAAAGAAUUGUUGUCAUUCCAAGACCAAAUAAUAACUUAAUCAACUAA
Molecule: messenger RNA, 6585 nt
Organism: Cryptosporidium ubiquitum
Lineage: Eukaryota; Apicomplexa; Conoidasida; Eucoccidiorida; Cryptosporidiidae
Exons: 1
Coding region: 1-6585 (2194 amino acids)
Source: RefSeq, a predicted model, not a curated record